UAAAUACUUCUCUUGUUGAUAACAGAACUCAAGCGUGAUUAAUCAUUAAAUGCGGCGUUAGUAAUCGCAAAUAUUCAUAUUUACACAUGUCCAACAUAGAUUUUUCAGUAGUUGUGGGCUUGUAAAGAUUUACUAUUUUACUUCAUUGUACUUAUUUGGCCUAAAUAUCAAAAAUCAGAGUAAGCCUUAAACAGAAAGGGUACGAACAGUCACUCUAGUGUUCUUAGAUUUGACAUACGUAAUGUCUCUGACCGCCGCGGAAACCCAGCUCAAGUCACGUUUAAGCGCGUUGGCUAAAGUAAAGCUCCAAGCAACGAGGGUAAUGAAACAGCGAGCUUCCAAGGCGGUGAAGAACAAUAAACGAGAACUGGAAGAUGAUUCUAUCGAAGCGAAGAAGCUUAAAGCCAGGCGUGUGCUUGAAGCCGAGAGAGACAAGGAGCAGUCACAAAAGAAAGCUCACGCAUUUAUCCAGGAGUCAAAAGAUAAUUUGUUGCAAUCCAGGGCUUCUGGUGUGGUACUUUUCAAUAUUUACAGGUAGCAGCACUGGUAACAUCAACGAGGCGGGUUCGGAAGGUGGAUCAGGGCAUAUUGGAUUCUCGCCGUCGCACUCGUCCCAGUCUCACAGGCCCUCACAGUUGGACGUCAUAAAGAAUAGCAGUAAAUUGGCGAUGCGGGAGGCGCAAGAAAAACGUAACAAACAGCACGAACAACUCCUAAGUCGACAACAACAUCAGUUCGAUCAACAUCAGCAGCAAAGGAAUUCAGAUUUGCCACUAGAAUACUUUCUGCAGACGGUCUAUGUAGGCGAUCUGAAUCCAGGAGUUACCAAUCCGCAACUGGCCCAAGAAUUUGCACCAUUCGGAAAAGUGGUUGAGAUCAGAAUAACGCCAAACGUACGAUCAUCGUCUGCUUUAGUAACGUUCGAAUCUUCGACGUCAACAAAGCUGGCGGUCGAUGGAAUGAACGAUCGCCAAUGCUGUGGCGGGGUCGUUCGUGUUUUCCCAUCCAGGAUACCACCAAAUCUCAGAGAUCACCAUGACCAAUACUUAGCUGCAAUGCGUCAGCAGCAGGUGAACCAAACGAGAUCUCCGAUGCAUCAAGGUCAGUCGCCGAGACACCCUCCAACCACUUCGCCCAGAAACUCGGUUUCCAAUUCUCCCAGGCACUCGGUUUCCAAUUCUCCCAGGCACUCGGUUUCCAAUUCUCCCAGGCACUCGGUUUCCAAUUCUCCCAGGCACUCGAUAUCGAAUUCGCCAAGAUAUUCCUUAACCAAAUCUCCACACAAGGGCCCUCACGGCGCACCGCUACCAAAGAGCAACGAUGCGCCUAAACAGCCAGAGCACGAGGUCAACAAAUUGCCCCCACAAAUCGCACCUGGUCAGCACGCGGCGACCAGAGGUUCUUGGGUAGAUCAAGAUGGCGCGGCUGCAGCGGCUGCUGGGGGCACCGUCGAAAAUGCUAGCGAGCACGAUGCAAGCAGGGGAAUUAAGGAGUAUGCCGACAUCUAACUAUUGCAAUGGCUCGCGACGGAUGUAAAUCUUUUAGUCUUCUAGUCACGCAUCUGCGAGUCGUGACCAUGGACUGCUGUUACUAGGCGUAGAACUAUCAUGAUGCAAUCCUUAUCUCAUGCUCACUAGUGUUGAGCCACCACUGCUAUGUUUAAUCUGAAAAUCUCAUCUCACUAAAUUUCGAAAGGAAACACUCAUUGAGAAGAGUUGUAAAGCCAUAUACUAUCUUGUGGCAUCGUUGAGACUGCCAUCACAUCCCCCAGUUACUGAACAAAAAUAUGCUUUCUUCCGUCAAAAACCUGCAGGUAUCGCUUCAUGAUGCC
Molecule: messenger RNA, 1831 nt
Organism: Sphaeroforma arctica JP610
Lineage: Eukaryota; Ichthyosporea; Ichthyophonida
Exons: 8
Coding region: 375-1508 (377 amino acids)
Molecular function (GO): RNA binding
Source: RefSeq, a predicted model, not a curated record